This is a messenger RNA of Hippopotamus amphibius kiboko, 1132 nucleotides long. RefSeq names its product aurora kinase C (gene AURKC). The record is from RefSeq and is a predicted model, not a curated record. Gene Ontology annotation, cellular component: spindle pole centrosome; spindle midzone; spindle microtubule. The transcript is spliced from 7 exons. NCBI's taxonomy places the organism in Eukaryota, Metazoa, Chordata, Mammalia, Artiodactyla, Hippopotamidae. Gene Ontology annotation, molecular function: protein kinase activity; ATP binding. Bases 90 to 1001 code for a protein of 303 amino acids. Gene Ontology annotation, biological process: mitotic spindle organization; regulation of cytokinesis; protein phosphorylation.
GAAAAGCCUCAGUCUGAGGGUGUCCUCCUGCCUGGACACCCAGCGUCACAGGGCUCAGGAAGGCGUCCUCCUCACCACCACCUCUUCUCAUGAGCCACCCGGAAGCUGUGAUGAAGUCGGGCAGUGUUCAGCCCGCAGCUGCAGCAGGUCAAACGCUGCCCAGCAUCCCAACCACGCGGCGCCUCACAAUUGACGAUUUUGAAAUCGGGCGUCCUCUCGGAAAGGGAAAAUUUGGGAAUGUGUACCUGGCUCGGCUCAAGGAAAGUCAUUUCAUUGUGGCCCUAAAAGUCCUCUUCAAGUCCCAGAUAGAGAAGGAAGGACUGGAACACCAGCUGCGCAGAGAAAUUGAAAUCCAGGCGCAUUUACAACACCCCAAUAUCCUUCGCCUGUACAACUACUUCCAUGAUGCGCGCCGGGUGUACCUGAUUCUAGAAUAUGCUCCAAGGGGUGAGCUCUACAAGGAGCUGCAAAAGAGCCACAUAUUAGAUGAGCAGCGUACAGCCACGAUAAUGGAGGAGUUGGCAGAUGCUCUGACCUACUGCCAUGACAAGAAGGUGAUUCACAGGGAUAUUAAGCCAGAGAACCUGCUGCUGGGGUUCAGGGGUGAGGUGAAGAUUGCAGACUUUGGCUGGUCUGUGCACACGCCCUCUCUAAGGAGAAGGACAAUGUGUGGGACACUGGACUACUUGCCCCCAGAAAUGAUUGAGGGGAGAACAUACAAUGAGAAGGUGGAUCUAUGGUGCAUUGGGGUGCUCUGCUACGAGCUGCUGGUGGGAAAUCCACCCUUUGAGAGCGCCUCCCACAAUGAGACCUACAGACGCAUCCUCAAGGUAGAUGUACGUUUUCCCCCGUCAAUACCUUUGGGGGCUCAAGACUUGAUCUCCAAGCUUCUCAGAUACCAGCCCUCGGAGCGGCUGCCCUUGGUCCAGAUCUUGGAGCACCCCUGGGUCCGGGCACACUCUCGGAGGGUGCUGCCCCCAUCUGCUCAAAUGGUUUCCUGACCCCUGUCCACCCUGUUCCUCUGCGAUUGCCCAUGGAGCACCCGUGGCUCUGGUGUCUCCUCUGCCUUUUGUUUCUUCUCUUUUAAGAUGCAUCAUGCUAAUUAAUAAAAGCUGAAUCACUUUGUACCCGG